Molecule: messenger RNA, 923 nt
Organism: Stomoxys calcitrans (stable fly)
Lineage: Eukaryota; Metazoa; Arthropoda; Insecta; Diptera; Muscidae
Exons: 5
Coding region: 273-803 (176 amino acids)
Source: RefSeq, a predicted model, not a curated record
CGUUGUGUACAUUGUCAUUAAACAGUUGAAAGUUGAGUGUCUGCUGGCAAACACCUAAGCUGCGGAUAAAGCAUUUAAAAUCUCUCACUACACCGACCUAUUGUCUGCGAAAAAACGAUCAUUUCACAAUCUUACAACAUUCAAUUAAGUGUCAGACUUUAAACAAACAAUCAAUAAAACACGUUUAAGACUAAGAACUAAGCAAAUCUCCUACCCGAUUGGCGACUGAGAAGACAGAAUAACACGUGAAGCCAGCUAAUAACUAAGCCAAUAUGUCAUGCUGUUGUAGUCUGCCCACCUGGGCCAUAGUUAUAGGGGUGUUACAAUGUCUGGGUUGUUUUGCUGCCACCGUUUACAUUGCAUUUGUAAUGAUCCAAAUAGCAUUUAUACAAAACACAGAAAUUAUUAUGCUACAAAUGAGUAGCAUUUUGGUCUUCGUCUUGAUAGCUCUGGCCUUUACCAUUACCAUGAUUGUGGGAGUUAUGAAGAAACGCUAUCGACUGAUAUCGCCCUACCUUUGGUUUUGUCUUAUCGCAAUUAUUUUGUAUGUUAUCCUGCAAGUAGUUGCAAUGGUCAUUCUAAUAACGACAUUGGAUGAUGUGCCUACACAUCACAUAGUCAUUUAUGUACUACGAAGUGCUGCCAGCGUUUGCAUACAACUCUUAUUUAUGUUUCCCAGUUAUAGAGUCUACAAGAGAUAUCGGGCAGAAGCCAUGGACCCGGUAACAGGAUUGCAAGAGGUCUAUGCAACGGCACCCAUAGUUUAUCAAAAUGCCUAUGGCAGCGAAAAAACCCAUUUUUAAACUUCUUUUACCUUGCAGGCAUAGAUUAAAGCAGAAACUUUUUUUAAGCCUUAGAAAAUUAAACAAAAGAUGCAAGAGGAAGACGACAAAUAAUAAAUUUUUUUAUACUUAAUUUGAAAA